Molecule: messenger RNA, 3194 nt
Organism: Xiphophorus hellerii (green swordtail)
Lineage: Eukaryota; Metazoa; Chordata; Actinopteri; Cyprinodontiformes; Poeciliidae
Gene: sptlc2b
Product: serine palmitoyltransferase, long chain base subunit 2b
Exons: 12
Coding region: 98-1792 (564 amino acids)
Biological process (GO): sphingosine biosynthetic process; ceramide biosynthetic process
Cellular component (GO): serine palmitoyltransferase complex
Molecular function (GO): pyridoxal phosphate binding; serine C-palmitoyltransferase activity
Source: RefSeq, a predicted model, not a curated record
UCUCCCCCCCCCCUCCUUAUCUCAAAUCCCGACUUCACAUUCUCAAUCGCUACAGAAGUUGAGUCCACUCAGUUCGUGAAAUUUCCCCGGGGGAAACAUGACGGAAAGCUCCUCGACGAAGCUGCUGAACGGAGACGCCUGCCGCCGGACGUUAAACGGGAAAACCGCGAGUAAAAAUGGCUACGUGAAGAACCACUGUCUGUUUCAGCAGCCACAGAAGUGCCGUCGCUCCGGGGAGAAGAAGCAAAAUGCGACCCAUAAUCCCAGUUUGUACAAGAAGCCCUUCGUGGAGUCGUUCGAGGAGACGCCUCUGCUGGUGGCUGUGCUCACCUACAUGGGCUACGGCAUCCUCACCAUCUUCGGCUACCUCAGAGACUUCCUCCGCCACUGGAACGUCGAGAAGUGCCACGUGGCUCGAGAGCGAGACGAGCAGAAGGAUUUCGUCCCUCUCUAUCAGGACUUUGAAAACUUCUACACCAGGAACCUGUACAUGCGGAUCCGGGACAACUGGAACCGGCCCAUCUGCAGCGUCCCCGGAGCCAAGAUGGACCUCGUAGAGAGAGUCACCCACAACUACAACUGGACGUUUGAGCACACCGGCAAGGUGGUGAAGGACGUCAUCAAUAUGGGGUCAUACAACUACCUCGGCUUUGCUGAGAACACUGGCACUUGUGCUGAUGCUGCUAUCGAAGUCACACAGAAGUAUGGAGUCGGCGUGGGAAGCACUCGCUGUGAGAUGGGCAACCUGGACAUCCACGAGGAGUUGGAAGAGUUGGUGGCCAGGUUUCUGGGUGUCGAGUCGUCCAUGGCCUUUGGGAUGGGCUUUGCUACCAACUCCAUGAACAUUCCUGCUCUCACUGGGAAGGGUUGUCUCAUCCUGAGUGACGAGCUGAACCACGCUUCGCUGGUACUGGGCGCUCGGCUGUCUGGCUCCACGAUCCGAGUCUUCAAGCACAACAACAUGCAAAGCCUGGAGAAGCUGCUAAGAGACGCUAUUGUUCACGGACAGCCCAGAACCCACAGACCCUGGAAGAAAAUCCUGAUUGUGGUGGAGGGCAUUUACAGCAUGGAGGGGUCCAUCAUCCGCCUGCCUGAGGUCAUCGCCCUGAAGAAGCGCUACAAGGCGUACCUGUACCUGGACGAGGCCCACAGCAUCGGCGCUCUCGGCCCAAACGGCAAAGGAGUGGUGGACUACUUCGGCCUGGACCCCAAGGACGUUGACAUCAUGAUGGGAACCUUCACAAAGAGCUUCGGGGCUGCUGGUGGAUACAUCGGAGGCAAAAAGGAGCUGAUUGACUACCUGCGCAGCCACUCUCACAGUGCUGUGUACGCCACCUCUAUGCCCCCUCCUGUGGCCCAGCAGAUAAUCACCUCCAUGAAGAUCAUUAUGGGAGAGGAUGGAACAACGCUGGGCGCUGAUCGCCUCAGGCAGCUUUCGGAGAACACCAACUACUUCCGCAGGAGGCUCUGCGAGAUGGGCUUCAUCAUCUACGGCAACGACGACUCGCCCGUCGUGCCGCUGAUGCUCUACAUGCCGGCCAAAAUCGGGGCUUUCGGCCGGGAGAUGGUGAAGAGGAACAUCGGCACCGUGGUCGUCGGCUUCCCGGCCACGCCUAUCAUCGAGUCGAGAGCGCGCUUCUGUGUUUCAGCCGCUCACACCAGAGAAAUGCUCGAUACUGCUCUGGAGGCCAUUAGUGAAGUGGGCGACCUGCUGCAGCUGAAGUACUCCAGACGGGAACAACCUCUUCCCUCUAUGGGCUGGAUGUCUGAAGAGAGCCUCCUUCAGGACUGAACCAGCUCCAUCUUUUAUUUCCUCCUUUCUAACCUCUCUGCACAACACACAUCCCAUUAGAUGAAUUUAUCUGAUAACAAACACUUGGAGCCAGUGUCACCCACUCAGCUGCUCCGUAUCUGCGAGAAGCGAACCUGUGACCCGCGAACUGUUCGCACGUCUCGUCACGAAGUGUUUCCGGAGCAUUGCUCGCUUCCUCUCACGUCAUGUCUUAAAUCUUAUAUAUAUAUACGUAUAUAUAUAUAUAUAUAUAUAUAACGUUUUAUUUGUGCAAUAAAAGAAGAGAAAAAAUUUCAAGAAGCCUAAAACAAAGUAGGGGGAGCUCUGUUGCGGAGAAGAGACCUGAUCCUAGCCUUUUUGUACGAGACAAACCUGAUGCGUGUAGAUAUUAUUUAUCGCAAAAGCAAAGGUGUGUUAUUUCUCACACACACACAGACGGUUCCCGGUGUGUAUUGAUCCGAUCGCUUCUACUUGAAUCUGCUUAUAGAAUAUUGGAUUUUCUUUUUUUUUGUUUUGUUUGUUCCCCCCAACCAAAGGUUGUUGCAUAUGUAUAGAUACAUUUUCUAUAUUUCUCUUGAAAUGCCAAGCAGAUGUUUCCAAAAGAAAAACAUGUAACGGAAUGGGGGAGCGGGGGGGAGACAAGAAAUUUCCAGGAGCAAGACUGACAAAAUAUUUUUUUACCACUUAUUUUCUAUUAAUAGUCCUGCAGCCUAAGUUUUUACUGUUUACACCUGCACUCAAACACUUGGGCCAAGUGUCUUUAACAUUUCUUUGAGGUAAAUGGCCUACAUGUAUAUAUUUUUCCCCUCCAUUCUGCUCACUAAAGUGCUUCUAUGCCGAGCAUGACGACGCGCUGCAACUUCGAUCUGUAUGCAUGACGAUGCUGCUUCAAAACUCGUCCGAUAUGUACAGAACAGUUUUUAUUUAUUGAAGAAAGGCAUCUUCUCCUUUUGCCAAUCUGUUUUUGAAAGGCAGCUCUAAAACAUGCUACAGUUGAGAGUAUAUAUUUGAACCAAUCACACGGUCUUAACAUCCGGACUGUACCACUGACAGGCGCUCUAAAUGCCGAAUGACGUUGGUAGGAAAGUUUUAUGUAUAUCUGCAUAAAUAUAUACUCUGAAUGUUCUUUAUUUAUUGUUUUUUUUUUUUACCAUAAUUUUUACAUUUUGUGAUCAUCCACUGAAACAGCAUUCCAUAAUCAUUUUUUGCUUUCAGUGUGUAGCUGUCAUUUUGAUCUGUUGUUUGUUUUUGGUAAACAGUCUGCUGUCCAGUUUCAAUGUGAGUCAUUUUUGUUCCGUCACUACUGACGUCAGCCCAAGGUGGUGGUUGUUGGUCAGAAAGUUGUCUGUUGUCUGCCAAUGUGUUCUUUUAUGCUGAUAAAAAAAAAAAAAAUCAAAAAACA